This is a messenger RNA of Zophobas morio, 4950 nucleotides long. RefSeq lists its product as uncharacterized. Gene Ontology annotation, cellular component: nuclear pore; nuclear pore cytoplasmic filaments. The coding region runs from base 16 to 4950 and encodes 1644 amino acids. The transcript is spliced from 43 exons. Gene Ontology annotation, molecular function: RNA binding; structural constituent of nuclear pore. Lineage: Eukaryota; Metazoa; Arthropoda; Insecta; Coleoptera; Tenebrionidae. The record is from RefSeq and is a predicted model, not a curated record. Gene Ontology annotation, biological process: telomere tethering at nuclear periphery; protein import into nucleus; post-transcriptional tethering of RNA polymerase II gene DNA at nuclear periphery.
UUGGCGCACAGACUUAUGUUCGGUGGUGGUGGAGGUUUUGGUACUACUCCUAUUUUUAGUGCUUCAUCUUAUAAUACUUCAAAUGCUAACUCUUUUACUGGAAAUAAUCUUAACCAAGGAAAAGGAGUGUUUGGGAGUGCUACUCCUUUUACUUCAGGAACUGGUAAUUUUCAGGGUUCAGGGCUUAACACUGUUUCUACAGGAAUUUUUGGCGGAGGAAGUGGAAGCGGGGCUUCUUCCAAUUUUACUCAAACACAAAAUUUAUAUGGAGGCACUACCGGGCAGUUUAGCACUGCCCAAAGUCAUAACUUUGGGGGCGGUUUUAAUAGCGGUAACUCUAGUAUGAGUGGUAGUCAAGGUACUACUACGUUUGCUCCCUCUGCCUCCGGUGGUUUGUUCGGUUCAUCUUUUGGGGUAAAUUCUAGUGCAGCUGGGAGCACCCACGUUUCGGCCUCUCCUUUCAGUGGCAACAAAAAUGGUUUUAGUAGCAACUUUGGAGGUUUUUCUGGUGGUUCUCAAGAUACUUUUAAUAAGUCUUUUCUUUCGACGCCUGUGAGCUCCAGCGUAGGAAGUUCUGGAUUUAUCGCAGGCCCUACUAGUGCACACACUUUUGGCGGUACCGGACUUUUUGGAAGCAACGCAGGAACUUCUUCUCAAGGUGUCGGGAGCCUCAUGGGUAGCGCCUUCAAAAGUAGCUUUGGCGGCGGUCCCACAAACACAGUGCCCUCUGCUUUUGGUGCAACGCCUGCAGGAGGGACAGCUAAUACACCCUACCAAGCAACUUUCGAGCAAGAACUCGAUUCGCAAAAAAAAAUGGUGCGGCAACAAAUCGAGUCGAUCUGUGCUAUGAAUUGUUAUGGCGAUAAAUCUUACGAGGAAUUGAGAUACGAAGACGCCAAUGCGGGACGCAAGCCCUCUUUGACGACAGGCGCAGGCUUUAUGACUUCUGGGGCUCAGCUUUCGGCAAGUGCGCCGUCGCCUUUCGGGCCCUCCAACACUGCUGGCCGUUUUGGUGCUUUUGGUGGCAGUCCAGCGAGUCAUACUCAGACUAACGUGCCAAGCUUUUCUCAGAGCGCCGUUACGAAUUUUGGAGCGAGUAACCCUACCGGCGCUUUUGGCAGCAGUGGCGGUAUUUUUGGAGGCGCUUCUGGUAACCAACCCGUGACUUCUGGCUUCACUACAAGCCAACAGCCCCCCGGCCUUCCUUCCGCAGCACCUUUUGGGGGCAACCAGUUUGGUCAGAAUAAAGAAGCCACUUCGCAGCCCAGCGUGUUUGGAGGAAGUGCUUUCGGGGCUCAGAAUCCACCUGCAACCGCAAGCGCCUUUCAACAAGCUCCCGGGGGGUUCGGCUUUGAGCCUAACAAGUCCAGUUUUACUGCAUUUGGCGGCUCCACUGGCGGGACGGCCGAAAGCGGCUUUGGUUUUAAUGUAAGCACCAGUAAUCAACUGGGAACUGGUUUUGGUCAGCAGCAGUCUACAGGCUUUCCGAAGUUUGGUGCUAGUAAUACAACUAUUCCCGGCCAGUCAACCUCAAUUAGCGCGUUGGGCAGCGGGUCAUCCACGUCUUUCGGCGUGACUCCAUCUACUGGUUUUUUUGGCGGAAGCAGUUCCACAGCGUCCGGCAACGCUUUUGGGCAGCAGCAGACACCCCAGUCUUUUUCUACGCAUACCCCAUACCAGCAGCCUUUCUUUGCCCCUCCAACUCCUGCGCAGCCACCACCCUCGUUGGCACUAGUCGGGCUACAGUCGCCAUAUUCUCUUCCUAUAGCCACUGACUUGAAGAAAAGUUUGAACCACAUUCCCGUUAUUGACCGCGUGAAAGUUGCCCGCGAAAAGGCUGUUUUGGGUAGCUCUAUUUUUACAACUACUGCUAAGCCAGCGAGCAGUGUGUUGGGCGGGAACCACUUAUCACCAUCUGCAUAUGCGCCGAUCCUUUCUGAUGUCCACAGGCCUCUCCCCAAGAUUGCUUUAGGCUCUCCUGGCAGCCCCGCAGGCGGGUUUGGCGACGAGGAACCGCCAGAACGCACUUCCGCUAAGCUUUCUGUUAAAGUUUUACGCCUUGUGGGGGGCGGCCUUCCUCCUCCCUUAAGUGCAACUCCUACGCCGGGUUCACCCAUUGCGGACGAGAAGGCUAGAGUCGCCAGCGGUGCUAUGUGCGAAGGGGGCGGAGAAACUACUGGCUUGUUAGAGGAGCAGCCCUUCUUUCCUGCAUCAUCUUCAUCUUCUGAUUUCCCAGCUACAUUUGAUUCUGGGGAGAAACCGCAAGCGAAUGUCAAACUUUUGCAUCCGGAAUACCGCUGUUCUCCGAGCAUUGAAGAUAUUAAUAAGAUGACUACCGAGCAGCAGAAAAGCAUAGAAAACUUCAAAAUAUGGAGAAUCCAAACUAAAGACGAUCUGAUUGACACGAGCCCCAUUGUUGCCUCCGUUGAAUGGCCCGGGCUCAGCGACGUCUCUGGGUUGGAUCUUGACGCAGUUGUGCAUAUUGAGGACAGACACGUGACCGUCUACCCUGAAGAAGCUUGCAAACCAUCGGUCGGAGAGAAACUGAACAAGCGUGCCCGCAUCUCCAUUUACAACUGUUUCCCUAAAGAUCGCACAGACCCAGAACAGCUUAGGAAACACGAAGCGAAGCUGCAGCGAUCCGCCGAAGGGAUGAAGUUUAUUUCCUACGACCGCAACACUGGCGAGUGGAAGUUUGAGGUGGAUCACUUUACUAGAUACGGCCUCGACAACUUAUAUUCUGACGAAGAGACGGAAGACAUUGGUUGUGACCGCCCGCACCACGUGGUGUUAGCUCAGAACUCACUAGUAAAACCUCCUUAUAAACGGCAAACAAGAGACAACUUUUCUCACGUGCUUGGCCUCGACCCACGGCGGAUCCGCUUUCUUCAACGAUUUCUUUUUUGCAAAACUUGCGAAUCGCAAUUGAUGAACUUCUUCCCCUUUUCGCAAUCACCACCGCCUUCUAUAUAUAAAAUGAAAUAUGAGCAUUCUCUGCUCCCUGUCGAGCCAUCGGGAGCUGGGACGGAGGAAAAGGAAACCUCGUGGAUGCCCUGUUACGUAGCUCCAGAGCAGCAACAACUUUUGCAAGUACCGCCACCAUUCGCCAAUAGUCAAUUUUAUCGUCGAGAUUUGGGGCGGUCCUACCGCAGUGCAUUCCGGUUGGUAGACGGAGUUGCCCUCUUUAUCGAUUCAAGGCGAGGUGGUGGUGUAGUAAAGGCAUUUGCUCUUGUGGGGACCCUAAGGACAAAGUGUUCCCCAAAACUUAUCCCUCGCAAGUUUUUUGAAAGGGAGUCGCUUUAUAAAACCGAGAAGUGUUUGAGCGCUCAGAAGCUAUUGAGCGCACCUUUAGGACGUCCCUCCGAAGCUCUUUUCUCGUGGCGCUUGAGGAGCGAUAUUUCGGAAACCUCAGAGGACACCUUCCAGCAAGCAGCCACUAAUCUCUGCCUGGAACUUGCUAGCCUGGAGGAGUCUGCCGAGGGCUCAUAUAGUACGCAUAUGUGGAAGCUUGUGGCAGGUCUUUGGCGCAAUGAAGGAUGCAACGGACUUGAUAAUGCGGAGGAAGGCAGACGUCUUUUCCGCUUUCUCAUAGAUUGGCUUAAACUUGCCAAUGAGCAUGAAGUCGACCUUAAAACUGCCUCUCUUGAUGCCCGCCAGCGAGACCAGUAUAGAGAUCUGUUGAUUACUCUCUUGUCUGGAGGACAGACAAAUAAGGCCGUGGCAACUGCCCGCUCGAAUGGCGACGGACGCCUCGCCAUUCUUCUCACACAGGCGGGUGGCUCGAAGGCUUUUCGCUCUCUGCUCCGUCAGCAGGUGUCAUUGUUUAGAGAUCGAGAGUUAAAGGGCUGUAUCAGCAGCGAGUACUUGGAUCUAUACAGCCUCUUAACUGGAGACUUGAAUGGCGUGGAGCACCACAUGCACUGGAAACAAGCGUUCAUGAUGUACCUACUUUACCAUUGCGUUCCAGGGUCUACGGUGGACGCCGCGUUAGACGCUUAUAUUUAUUCGUGGGCUCUUUCGCCUAACCGUCCGGUGGCUCCAUGCUUUGACGUCUCUUUGGACCACUAUAAGAGGCCUUUGGACACUUGCUUCUACCUCAUAUUAUUAAAAACUAAAAAAUUUGGGGCCUUUCACUUGAAGCGCCUUUUUUCCCCGCUGAGUUACGCGCAGGCCUUGAUUGAUGUGGAGUUGCUGGGUCCUCACCGACCAGCAUGGCAACUUUUCUCCGUCCUAAAGCCCAUCUUAAGCAACCACACUACAAACUUCGAAGGCGUGGAAGAGCUUCUGACUGGCAACUUUGCCGGUGAGUUGGAAUACUGCGGUCUCUGGCUUUGGGCAGUUUUUGCAUUGUUUCACUUGGAACAGAUGAAUGUGCAAGCUUGUGUGCGGGAACUACUGACCCGCCAUGCCCACGAGCUAAAUGACACCCGCAUAGAAUGGCUUGGAAAUAUCGGUGUGCCUCUGUCAUGGAUACACGAAGCAAAGGCCUCACACGCUUUGUGGUACGGCCACUACACUGAAGCAUGCCUGUCGUUCGGGCAGCUCGAUAGGGAUAACCUCCUUCGCGCGUCGCUCCCUGCCGUGCUGGCUAAUUAUGUGCUGCCAUUCCACCUCUGCCGAUAUUUCACUGAACAUAUAGACCCCUCCGCUGCCGUAGCACUGGAUGCACUCAUAGCGGAAACUGAUGACGACCUUUUGAGCGCAUACAGGGCGGUAUUUAGCGGAGAUCUGCACGGCUGUGACAUUGCUAUGCGGAGAUGGAGCCGGCGUGGUAGUACAAAGCUUAGCCAUGCAGGAAGAUUCGCACUGGAGUUGAUUGCUGAACGACUUAUGCUCGAUUUGGAAGACGAUAAUUGCGGAAGAACAUGUGGACUACUAGUGAAGAACCGUAUUAGGCUGUUGGAUAGACUACUUUGCAACUAUGCUGAUACAUUCGAAAUACAACAAUAA